AUGAGCGGGGGAUACACGAGCAUACCUCGACGAGGUCGCGCUCCAGCCGUUCAUGGAAGAAUGAGAGCAGCGUGGGCAGCAUCAGCACUCAUCAGGGAAGCUAUGGACCAACUGACGGAGCAAUAUCUCCGUGCCAAUGUGUUCGACUCCACAGUUUUUCCAGCGCUUUGCUUCGCAACAAAGCCGUGGGCAAACGAGGUUGCCACGUCUAGGAAGCUACUUACUGCCCACAGAGCCCUUGAGAGACGACUUCUGAAGCUUAACCGAGGCACAGAACACCUAGCCGCUCUUCGCAGCUCCGAUUUAAGAGCAAUACCCCAUCUUCGCGACCUAGCGGAAUAUAUAUCGAGAACAAAGCAUAGGUAG
Molecule: messenger RNA, 366 nt
Organism: Necator americanus (New World hookworm)
Lineage: Eukaryota; Metazoa; Nematoda; Chromadorea; Rhabditida; Ancylostomatidae
Exons: 1
Coding region: 1-366 (121 amino acids)
Source: RefSeq, a predicted model, not a curated record